Molecule: messenger RNA, 276 nt
Organism: Penicillium atrosanguineum
Lineage: Eukaryota; Fungi; Ascomycota; Eurotiomycetes; Eurotiales; Aspergillaceae
Exons: 3
Coding region: 1-276 (91 amino acids)
Source: RefSeq, a predicted model, not a curated record
AUGGACUAUCAUACAUUAAGUCUUACUAUUAAGUCCUGCGCUUCUAGAUUGAUUUCUAAUGCCGCCGUGGAACAAGCCUCCGUCUUUAGUGCUGGCGAAGAGGGUGGUGAAGAGGCUAUGAUAGCUCAUGCACCUGCUGGUGAAAGUGAUAGUGUGGUUGUUUAUGUUACCUGCGCUAUGAAAAACGAGGUGAUUAUUGUAGCCCACUUCAGAGACUUCAAAAUUCUUGAUGAAGUUACGCUCGCUGUGGCUAAAUUGAGAGAGGCAGAGCUCUAG